CAGGGUUUAAGGGUUACUCUCACUCACACUUCCGCUGGUAAGAAAUUCGAUUUCGAUGCGUAUAAUCUGUCUUCCGCUUUUUUUUUUGGUUUUGAAAUCGACAACCUUUUUUUGCGGACUUGUUGGGUUAAAUUCGUAUAUCUUCAAUUUUGCGAUGAGUUUUCACUUUUCCAAUCGAAAUAGCAAAUGGGCAUUAGCUAAUUUCCUGAAUUGUUUCACAAGAUUGGAUAGAAGCAGCCAUGGCAAGUCUGAUAAUGACUACACCAUUCCCAGGUUCUGUCACUGCAUGUAAGAAGACAAAUAACCUGUCUGUUCAGAGAGCCUUUAAGGUGACUUGUAUGCAGACAGAGAAACCAUUAGAGGAGCUAUACAAUGUUAAAGUGGAACGGAAAGUUUCACAGAAACGGUUGGAGGAACUCGGGGUUUCGAGAUGGUCAGUUUGGAAGACAGGGAAAUGCAAAUUGCCAUGGGAUUGGCAGGUGGAUCAGUUGGUUUACAUUGAACAAGGAGAGGUUCGAGUAGUUCCCGAAGGAAGCAAGAGGUAUAUGCAGUUUUUAGCUGGAGAUCUUGUUCGGUAUCCGAAAUGGUUGGAAGCUGAUCUUUUCUUUAACGCUCCUUAUAUUGAGCGGUAUUGUUUCAAGGCCUAUGGUGAUGAUUGAUCCAACUUAGACUUUUGAGUUUUUAGUAGAGCCAAGAAACUUUACACUUGUUGUGUGUUGUUGUAGCCUGAUGGAUCUUUUUGUGAUAAUAUAAGAAAACAAGUUCUCUCUCCU
Messenger RNA from Arabidopsis thaliana (thale cress), 773 nucleotides. Its product is annotated as RmlC-like cupins superfamily protein. The coding region runs from base 240 to 659 and encodes 139 amino acids. The record is from RefSeq and is marked reviewed. The transcript is spliced from 2 exons. NCBI's taxonomy places the organism in Eukaryota, Viridiplantae, Streptophyta, Magnoliopsida, Brassicales, Brassicaceae.